This is a messenger RNA of Poecilia reticulata (guppy), 8546 nucleotides long. It is a transcript of the gene adcy9b, whose product is annotated as adenylate cyclase 9b. NCBI's taxonomy places the organism in Eukaryota, Metazoa, Chordata, Actinopteri, Cyprinodontiformes, Poeciliidae. The record is from RefSeq and is a predicted model, not a curated record. Gene Ontology annotation, cellular component: plasma membrane. Gene Ontology annotation, molecular function: adenylate cyclase activity. Gene Ontology annotation, biological process: cyclic nucleotide biosynthetic process; adenylate cyclase-activating G protein-coupled receptor signaling pathway; intracellular signal transduction.
CACACACACACACACACGCACACCGUCUCUCCGUGGACGCGGCUGUCAGCGCUCUGAAGAUGGUGGCGGCGGCCGCUGCCUCUCUGAUCCCAGCACACAGUCGCUUCAGCUGCUCCAUCGUGUCAAACGUGCCCAGAUAACCCCGAGAGAAGAUAUUCUCGUCGCAAUGUGGACUCUACAGAGGGAUUCAAAGAAAGGCUCUGAUAUCGUUUUAGUCUCGGGGUAAAGUGGAGUCAUUCAGAGCUGUAUGAAAACACCAUCUCCUGUCUGAUUCAAUUAAAGUGGUUGGAUCGAGGCGGGGCUCUGCUUUGUAACCUGUGGGGCUGAGGUGUGGAAGGGGAGCGGAGGUGGGGACCUUUUUAAUUAGCUCCACUCGGUCUCUGUGGGCUUUUUGUCUUCUUGCGUUCGCGAAGGGUGACCCAGCUUUUACAGGGAAACUUCAGACAAAAGGAAAGACUCCUGCACUCCGCUCAAGGCUACAGUUUUAUUUUCUCCCUCGCAGCUGCCAGGUGGACUCCCUGCGCUCCGGAUAUUUGGACUCCAUAUAGAGAUUUUUCUUUCGGUCACCGCGGACUGGUGACAUGCGGUGGGAUUAUACAAACGCAAAAAAAAAAAGAAAAAGAAAAAGUGCUCCGUGAAUGUCCUUAAGCAGCGUGUUUGGGCAGGAGUCAUCCACAGACACGCUUUUUGCGGAAAAAAAUAAAAAAUCCAAACAUUCCUAUUGGCUGUUUCCUCCACACGCGCCUGGACUUCUGCAAGAGCAGCUCGCGCAGAAUCCCCCUGUGAGUUUGGAUACGAAGCAGCGGUGGAGAGACCGGAGUGGGAAGGGAGGAAAACACGGGGCUCCGUGUGUGAGAACAUUUGGGAUUAGGCCCUGCAGCAAGAAGCAUGUGGCAUGCAUUUAAAAGCUUUUGGUGUGUGUUUCUGCGCUCACGUCGCCUCAGGUGUCGGAAAAACCGACCGUCUUUUUGAUCACAACUAGUAAUAUGAGAAUCCGUAACUCUGCGGACGAGUUACUUUGCCUGAACUUUUGCCUCGUCUCGUAAACAAAAUUUUACAGGAAGUAUUGCUUUACAUAGACAACGUGAGGAAGUGGGGGCUAAAGACUGAAUGUGGACAUUUAAAGUACUCUGUGGGUUGUCUAAAGAAAGCUCUUUAAAAAAAAAAAAAAAACUCUCAAUUAUGCUUUCAUAGUUUUCUAAGCCACUUCCCGCUCCUAACCUUUACUUUUGGGAUAGAUUUACAGUUUUAUGUAAUAUUUUCCAAUGACUGGAGUAAUCCCUGGGCUGCUUGGAGUGGAACAGAGCAGGCAGCGAAUGAACCUUGCAGUCUCAAGUGCGUCUAAACAGACGGGAAUGUAGAGGAAUGCAGCGAUUGACGUCAAGAGGGGCAAUAAUGAACUACUCAAAAACUUUCAAUAGUCUUCUGGUAUUGCUGCAACCAGAGCACUGAAGUCAUCUCCUUCUACUGUGUCUACAUGCUUUGCCUUACCUCUCUGCCUAGAUAUUUGUCAUGAUUAACUGUGCCUUCUAAUAGUUGUUUUCAUUUCGAAUAGAGCAAUAGACAACAUGGCAUCUCCCCAGCUUCAGAAACUGCUGCCACACAACACAGAAGUGAGCUGUGACUCUAGCGGAGACGGAGGCGUCUCGGUGCGAAUUGGCAGCAUUGUCAAGCACAGGCACGGAGGAGGGCCACUGGGCUCCAUCGGGGGAGGCUUCAUCGGGGCCACCAAGCACUGCAAGUACAGCAUCUCUUCUAGCUGCAGCUCUGGGGAAUCUGGGGUGAGGAGGCCCAUGGUGAAGAGUUUCCGCGCUCAUAAAGGGAUGCCCCAGCUAUUCGAAAGGUCAGCGGGUCACUUCUGGGAUCCAAAGUUUGACUCGUCUAUCUUGGAGGAGGCCUGUAGAGAGCGAUGUUUCCCUCAGACCCGGCGGCGCUUCCGCUAUGUGCUCUUUUAUCUGGUGGCUGCUAGUUUCCUCUGGGGGUUGUAUUUUGCUGCCCAUCCUUCCUGCUGCGACAUAGUUGUAUUUCUCCUCCCUACUGCUUCCUUCCUCGUCUUCUGCCUUCUCCUCUUCCUAAUGACUUUUACCAGGCUUUAUUCCCGCUUCUACAACCAAGCAUCUCUGCUGCUUAUCCUUGUAACCUUCAUAUUGACCCUGGCCCCUCAAAUUCAGACACUAGGAUUCAGGAACCCAGAUGGCAUGUCACCUGAUUUAGAUCAGGAAGUAUUCAGUGGCAUGGAACCCAUAUUCAACACGUCCAACGACAAUCUCGUUAGGGGUUCUAAUAAGUUCCCCUGCCUUUCUCCUGUGGGCACAUUCUCCCUCUGUAUUGAGGUUCUGCUAUUGCUGUACAGCGUUCUACAUGUUCGACUUUAUGCAUCUCUCAUGCUUGGGUUGUUGUACUCUGUCUUAUUUGAGACCCUGGGCUGCUUACUCCCAACUCAGGCAGGAGGAAACUGGAGCUGGGCAUUUUCAUCAGAGCUGGAGAUGUUCAGUUGGUUGGGUCCAGCCAAAGCACUGCUUCAUCUCUGCGCUCAUGCGAUCGGCAUCCAUUUGUUCGUUAUGUCUGAAGUGCGCUCACGCAGCACCUUUCUUAAAGUCGGACAGGCUAUUAUGCACGGAAAGGAUUUGGAGGUGGAAAAAGCCCUGAAAGAGAGGAUGAUCCACUCGGUGAUGCCAAGGAUUGUGGCAGAUGAGCUGAUGAAGCAAGGUGAUGAAGAGAUUGGUGAUAAUUGUGGUAAACGUUACUCAACCGGCGGUGCAGCUGCAGCCAUUUCCAGCCCAAAAAACAACAAACGCAAGAAAACCUCAAUUCCCCGAGGCCAGAUAAUCUUCAGACCCUUCAACAUGAAACGAAUGGACCCCGUCAGCAUCCUCUUCGCAGAUAUUGUCGGCUUUACCAAAAUGUCUGCCAACAAAUCAGCUCAUGCCCUUGUUGGGCUUCUAAAUGACUUGUUUGGACGUUUUGACAGACUUUGUGAGCUCACCGGCUGCGAGAAGAUCAGCACUCUGGGAGACUGUUACUAUUGCGUAGCUGGCUGCCCAGAGCCUAGACCAGACCAUGCCUAUUGCUGUGUAGAAAUGGGCCUGGGUAUGAUUCAGGCCAUUGAGCAGUUUUGUCAGGAGAAGAGGGAGAUGGUGAACAUGAGGGUGGGCGUCCACACUGGCACCGUGCUGUGCGGUAUCCUCGGGAUGAAACGCUUCAAGUUUGACGUUUGGUCAAACGAUGUCAAUCUGGCCAAUCUGAUGGAGCAGUUGGGUGUUGCUGGAAAAGUCCAUCUUUCGCAAGCCACUUUUGACUUCCUGGAUGACCGAUACCAGCAUGAAGAUGGACAGGUCAAUGAGAGGAUCGGACAGAGUGUGGUGGCUGAUCAACUCAAAGGCAUGAGGACCUACCUCAUCUCCAGCAGAAAGGUGGAGGCGCUCUGUAACUGCAMKCAGACGGGGCCGUCUGGACCGGGGGAUGCUGAUCUUCAGUGCCAAAUGCCCAGGUUGCACACGCCUGAUGGGGCCUGCACCCUCCCCUCAGACAAAAACAAGUCCCCCUGCCUGUCCUGCAGCGUGACCCUUAUGGCAGGAGAGGAUCAGGUUCUCGAAGAAGGAACGGUGCAUAAUGGCUGCCAUGAUGACAGAAGCAAUAACAGCAAGGACUCUUCAAAUCUGAAGUGUUCCCCUGUGGUAUCAGUUGGCCGCAGCCCCAAGACGGUGAAUGGCCUGCUCAGUCCUCAGCUUGAGGCCUUGAAUAACAGCCAGACCUCGCUGUGUGAGAUGCUGCAGGAAAAAGAGAAGAAGAGUUGGAGCGGAGGAGCCAUGGGCAUGGACCACUCAGCGCUCAUCCCGCUCCGAUCAAAGAACUUCCGGGAAAGGAGUGAUGCUCAUUUUGUGGAUGUUAUCAAGGAGGAUAGUCUUAUGAAGGACUAUUUCUACAAGCCUCCCCUACACAAGCUGAGCCUCACCUUCUUGGAGAGGAGCCUGGAGUCUGCCUACCGGAUAAGCUACCAGGAGGAGGUGGAGAAUCAAGCAGCGGCUCAGACGUUCGCCAGUCCAACGUUCAGCUCUUUCCUGGACAUGCUGCUGUGCUGUUUGGUCGUUCUGGCACUCUCGCUUGCUUGUUUGCUCCGACCUCUUGUCACCCAGCAGAGUCCAUCCACUCCGGCGCUCAUUCUGACAGCUGUAGUCGCCCUGCUGGAGGCUCUGGCUCUGCUGUUUGCCAUUCGGAUGGCUUUCUACCUGGACAGUGUGCUGAGCUGCACUCGGGUKCUGAUGAGGGCCAUCUCUGGCUGGAUAGUCCGCCACUUCGUCGGAGCUGUCCUGGUGUCUCUGCCUGCUCUGGCAGUCUWCUCCCAUUUCACCUGUGACAUGUACAACUCGAUCCAGUUUACCAUGUUCAUCUGCUGUGCCAUCAUCAUAGCUAUUGUUCAGUACUGUAACUUCUGCCAUCUCAGCUACUGGAUGCGCUCUAUAAUAGCCACCUUUGUGGGGCUGGCAAUGCUUACCUUGCUCUGCUGCUCCCCCUGCAGUGUUGUUGAGAGUUUUUUCCGGUCUCACACCCAAAGCAACAUUACAAACGGAUCCGUGAUCUUGUCCGACAACUCGACAAGUUCUGAUCAACAACCCAACUUCGACCCACACAAACGUCUUAUUCCUGAAGCCUGUGUGGCCUUCUUCCUGCUCCUUCUCCUCGUCUGGUUCCUUAAYCGCGAAUUUGAGGUCAGCUACCGUUUGCAUUACCACGGCAACGUAGAAGCRGAUCAGCACCGCAUCAAGAUUCAGAACAUGAGGGACCAGGCCGACUGGCUGCUUCGCAACAUAAUCCCAAUCCAUGUAGCGGAACAACUUAAGGUUACCCAGAGUUACUCCAAGAACCACGACAAUGUGGGAGUCAUAUUUGCCAGUAUUGUCAACUUCAGUGAGUUUUAUGAAGAAAGUUACGAGGGAGGCAAGGAGUGCUAUCGCGUCCUCAAUGAGCUAAUUGGUGACUUUGAUGAGCUCUUACGCAAGCCUGUCUUUGCAAAUAUCGAAAAGAUCAAAACCAUUGGUGCAACGUACAUGGCUGCAGCAGGACUCAACACUCAGCAGUGCGCGGAUGCAGCUCAUCCUCAAGAGCACCUUCGAGCUCUUUUUGAAUUCGCCCUGGAAAUGAUGCGAGUGGUGGACGACUUCAACAAGAACAUGCUUGGCUUCGGCUUCAAGCUUCGCAUUGGCUUUAAUCACGGGCCCCUGACAGCGGGCGUAAUUGGAACCACCAAGCUUCUCUAUGACAUCUGGGGCGACACCGUCAACAUUGCCAGCCGCAUGGACACGACGGGCGUGGAGUGCCGCGUUCAGGUCAGCGAGGAAAGCUACUGCGUGCUCAGUGGCAUGGAUUACGAGUUUGACUAUCGGGGAACGGUUAACGUCAAAGGGAAAGGUCAAAUGAAGACGUUUCUUUAUCCCAAAAGCAGCGACAGUGGCCCUGUGCCUCAGUACCAGCUCUCGGUCUCACCGGAGAUCCGAGCCCAGGUGGAUGGUAGCAUCGGGCGGUCUCCCACUGACGAGAUUGCCAGCAUGGUGCCGACCACCAGCAAGAAUGGAAGCAGUAUCAAAAUGAUGGUCCCCAGUGCCAGCAUCGGUUCCUCAAACACAACAGGGCUUAGUCAAAUGAAAGACUCAGACAUCAAUGUAAGAUGCUCCUCCACGGUCGCUUCUUGCGCCAGACGAUCCAUGUCACACAGUGGCUUAACAUCAAUACCUGUAACCAGUCUUGAGGGACACUCGCCAAAUAACAAACAGCUCAUYGUCUCAUCCUCAAUCCAACAACACGCACCACAACACUCACCAAGGAAAGACACAAAAGACAAGCUAGAGGACAACUCUGACUGUAAUGGUGGCGAUUUAACCAGGCUUUAAGCAUCUGCUACAGCAGCACUUUUACCACCAACCCUCAUCCCUUUAAGCUCUCAUUACCACUAGCUGGCAUGUGUAGAAGCUAUAUUUUUGUCCAACUUCAGGUAGAGGAGGUGGAUUUGGACAGACACAGAAAUCUGAGAUGUAUAAACAGACCAGAUUUUCCAUCAGCCAAGAGCAAGGUUGUUUGUAGUGUAAAUGUGAUUGGCUGAUAUCAUCGAGGGUGCUUGGUAGUUCCACACGUAGGGUGGUGGGUUAGGGUUAUUCAGAGAAAAUGGAAAUUUGCCUCCUAGCAACCCCAUUGUCUGCCAUUAACUUACUUGAUUAUCUUUGCACCUUUAAUCUUGAUUGUUUCUGUCAAAUGUCUUUUAAGUGCCUUUAGAAUAGAAUAAGACAAGGCCUUUUUAAAUCUAACAAUUAAAAGGGAAAACUUUACACAUGGAAACUUUUUGGGAAUAAAGCUUUGCUUUUGCUAUCGGUUUACUUUUUUGAACAAUAUUUUGCAAUGACUUAUUUUGCCUUUUUAACCAAGAUGAAAUCAGUAAUACGAGAAAUCAAAAUAAAGGAAUUAUUUGAAUUAUGUGAAGUUGUCAGAAGAAUGGAGGAAAGCUACCAAGUAGACCCAACAAUGUACAACUCGAGUUGGGAAUGUUUCCAAAUGUGGGAUAUGACACUUUAUUAUUAGAUAUUACCAUUCAACAUUUUCAGAUACUGCGAAGGUUGUUGUUGCUUGUUCAGCCAAAUAACAUCCAUACUACCAGGCAAAAUUGGCAGAGAUUUCUGUGAUAUUAGUCUGUCGGGAUGACUUCAUAUUACUACGUGACGGGGAAGAGUACAAAUUUAGCAUCUUCGCUGCUGUCUGACAAAAUCCAAAGCAGUCGUUGCUGACGCGUCACUAAUGUAACAAAACCAUAUUUUUAGUGUAGUAACAGAUUAUUUCCAAUUUAGAAAACACCAACAAAUUUGACAGCAAUCUCUUAUAAAACUUUAGAUGGUUAAUACAUCCUGUAACAGUCUUGUAUCCCAGGUAUUUAAACAUUUUAUAUUGUGUUAAAUUAUCAAAACCAGGAGUCCAUUCCACAAGUUGUGUAACACACCAGAAGUUUAGAUACAUCUUGCAGGGCUUGGUGAAAAGGCAGACUGAUACAGCCUGCAUUACCUAACAUAAUAACUUUAGCAUAGUAACAUAAACGUUGUUCAGCUUACUGGUAAAAAUGGCCUGUUGCAAAGGUUUCAAUAGUGAAUUUCUCCAUUUGACUAGCUCUUAUGAGASAWGGAUAACAUAUAAUCUGCAAUGCUAUUUAAUCCAAAUGCUUAUUCUGGUCUUGGUGGACUUGGAGCAAAAUGACUAGUCAAAGCUGAUGAGGCAAAUUAAUUCAGAUGACAAAGCAAAUGACAGCAGAGGACAGCAAAUAUAACCAAUGUAACUUUAGCAUAUUACACACAGACCUGUGUCAGCAUGGAAAAUGGCAACAAAUAUGAUGCUGUCUUCUUGUCAUAAGCAGAUAUUAGCUGAAAGUGCAGGCAGUUAAUGUCUACUAAUCUAGCAUUGUAUCCCACAAAUGGAAACAUUUUCAUCUUGAGUUGUUUUAAGCUGCUGAAGUCGGCGAAAACGCUUGCCUCUAUAUUAGCUUUUCACCGCUAUGAGGACUUAUUCACUUUUUUUUAAUAAACUUCUGACAGGAAAUGACAUCAGUGAGGGAGCUUUUAUGGGUGACCUUUCAUAAAACAAAUCCUAAGUAUCCCUUUAAGUGAAAGCUAUAUAGAAAYGUGCCAUUUCAACAUGUAAAAAUCUGCACAAUAACUGCUGCCGUGCCUCAGUUUGUGUGAAACUAGAAAACUCCUCAUAGCAUGACCAGGGCUAAUUGGUAAAGGACACAGUGGACGAGUCUGAACUGUGUGAGGAUAUCUGCACGCAUUUAACGUUGUGUAACCUUUAUUGGAUAAUAUAUUCAGGUAAUGGUUAAGCUCCCCURGAGUUUCUGAGAUGACUGGAAUACAAACUCGUUUGCUGUUGUGGCAUCUUUUAUUUUUUUCUGACUACAGUUAUAUUUCCAAAACACUAGGAAAUGGUUUCCUCAGAUAUACUUUAUUGGCAUGUGUGCAGCAUCGUAGGCUUCUAGUAGUUGUGCCCUCAGCCAGCAAUUUAGUUUAGUAGGCGCUCACGAUGUGUUUGGUGUUUUAGGAGAAGCUAACAUAUCCAUAGAUGGUUUUAAGCCAUGAUUUCAGAAAGACUAAAGACAAAAGAAUAACUGCCUAAAGUUGAAUUGCAUUACACUGUGUUAAAGUAGUUCUUAGUUCUCUCAAAACGAGGAUAAUUGAUGUGGAAUGUCACAAAUGUGUUUGUGUUGUUACAUGAAACUUAAGCUGUUCAUUUAAGACGUCUUAACUCUCCAGGAUCUGAAAGACAUUACUGGAUGCGAACAGCUUGACGCUUGCUGCUUAAAACCUUUAGUGGCAUGAAACUUAAUGUGUUAGCACUGUAAAUGCAAAAGGAGUGUCUCAGAUGUGAUUCAUAUACUUAGGUGUUUUUAAAGCUUCUUUUUCAUGCUAUGAUGUUAAAUAACCAUGCAGUGCAUUUUCUGUCAUUGUUCUUGCUAAAAAUGGAUUGUGUGCUCAAGAGCAAAAAGAUACAAUUUCACUCACUUGUCUUAAUUUGGA